Molecule: messenger RNA, 642 nt
Organism: Adelges cooleyi (spruce gall adelgid)
Lineage: Eukaryota; Metazoa; Arthropoda; Insecta; Hemiptera; Adelgidae
Product: E3 ubiquitin-protein ligase NRDP1-like
Exons: 3
Coding region: 26-568 (180 amino acids)
Biological process (GO): protein ubiquitination
Molecular function (GO): ubiquitin protein ligase activity
Source: RefSeq, a predicted model, not a curated record
UACCAUCGCUAAACCAGGAUUUCUAAUGUUCUUAAAGCCGGGAGCAUUGUAUUAUAAUAAUGAUGAUGAAUUUAGAGGUGUAGAAAACUGUUUUGAUAUAGUUGAAGUUCUGAGAUGGGAUUUAUUGAUAUCUUCUCCUGACGAUUCCCUUAUGGAAAGCACUGAUCGUCAACUGCUACGGAAAAAUUGGCCCCGUAGACAUGUGGACGCUAUUACUGGAAGAUAUGGUCAAUGUAGCUGGCCAUCUGGUAUAUCGGGCACACAAUUAAAUGAUGGCGCAAAGAGGAGUCUUUUAAAAAAUUACAUUUGUAGACGUAUUCCGAGUGUUCUCAGUGGCAAUCAAGAAGAAGCAGUAAUCGUGUUCGCUUCUGAUAAUACGCAUAUGCCUGCUGAUAUGAUCGCUCACCCAGGAUUUUUGAUGGCAUUCAAACCGGGAGCAUUGUAUUCUUUAGAUUAUGAUGAGUUUAAAAGUGUGCCAGAUACCUUGGAACUAGUAGAAGAUAUUAGAUGGGAUUUGUUGAUAACUUCGCCUAAGGAGACCGCGUUGAUUAUCUACUAUGGAAAAUAGAUUUUCCGUAUCGACUUACGAGGGCUAUUUUAGAAAGAUAUAAUGUAAAAAGCUGGCCAUCUGGUAUAUCGGGC